CAGCUUUGAAUCUCUCUCUCUCUCUUCUCUCUCUCAUGUUUGAACCUCUUUUUUUGUUUAACUUUUUGGUUGAAUUGAUUUUACUGGUGCUAGAAGUAUAUACUUCCUGCAAAUUUACAUCGAAGCUGGACUCUUGACUCUGUUUUUUUAGGGGGGGCAAAGCUGUUCUGCUUUGUUGUUGUUGCCAGAAUGGAUCUGUUGAACCGCCAAAGAUGCCCUGUACAGAACUCUCUCAGCAAAUAAACCAACGCACAAACUCUCAACUUGCAGAAGCAGACAACCGCUGUUAUACUGCUUUACAACCCACAGUUCCUCUUUUUUUUUUUGUCCUUUUAAAGAAACACCCUGAAAGAGAAAAGGGCAAAAAGAAGCAGAAGACUCGAUUUUUAAGCUUUAGCCUCGCCCCCAUCAUUUUUCUUUUGUAUACCCACUUCCAGUUUGUAUAUUGGGUUCCAAUUCUUGAAGUUUCCUUCCUUUGUUUGUUCAAGCUGAGAUUUUUUUUCUCUCUUUCUCUGGUGUUUCUUUCUGCUCUUGGGUUAAAGGGGGGAUAUGUCAACGGGUGAAAAAAAGAGGAGUGGAAUUUGUUCAUUCAUCAUCGAUUCUUUCAUUCAUUAGUUCAUUCAUUGAUGUUGUUGUGUUGCUGUGAGUGAUUGAAAGAGUGAUGAUAAAAAAACCCUGAAAGCGUUGUCGGCGCGAGGUCACUUUCUGUCGGCGUUGUCUAUAUCCAACGAUGAUACACAGAUUUAUUUAUUCAAAAGUACACCGGAGAGAGAGAUGCUUUCUUCUUCUUUUUCUUGAUGGCGGGUGUUCGAAAUUCAUUUAGUUAAACAAGCCCAGCCUAGGAUUCUUGAUUAAGUACCCACUUUUGCAACUUCAAGAACUCCGAUCAUGUUUGAGUGCUUCUGGGUAAUUUUGAGCUGUGAGACCCAAUUGUUUUUUAAUUGACUGGAUUUGUUCACCGUGAUUUCGUACUGAGGUUUUAGAGAGAGACGGAGAAUGUGAUCUCAACCAGGGUCAAUGCUGGAAUGAGGGUGAGAUUUGAGUUGAUUGUGGUGGAUGAUUCAAUCUGCCAGUGAACCAAUGAGGCUGAUUUGGCUGGUCACUUGUCUGCAUUUCUCUUGGAACACAGGUUGGAUGUGCCCGUCCUUGCAAGCGAAUAAUCCUAUAUUGUGUAGCUGAAGUGGUUCCCAUACCAAAUGUCAAGGCCUCUUGCAGCAAUAUUAGGAGGUGCUGUAGGAGCCGUGGCAUUGGUGGGGAUAGUUAUAUUGAUCAUAUGGUUCUGUCUAUGUAGAAGGAGCGUGUCAAGAACGUCAGAAACCGGUUCCUCCGAUCCAUCUGUUCGAUCGGGAAGACAUGUGGGAUUUGAGAUGUCUUUGAGAGAAGCCAGGCGGUUUGAGAUGGAAGAAUUGUCUAUGGCCACAAAGAAUUUUGAUGACAAGAAUCUGAUUGGGGUAGGAAAAUUCGGAGAGGUUUACAAGGGAUUACUUCAUGAUGGGAUGCUUGUAGCCAUCAAAAAGCGCUCCGCAAGCCCUACUCAGGAAUUUGUUGACGAGGUUCGCUUCCUCUCGUCUAUUCAAAAUCACAAUCUGGUGUCUCUGUUGGGCUACUGCCAGGACCACCAUACACAGCUUCUUGUGCAUGAGUACAUACCAAAUGGGAGUGUUUCCACUCACUUGUAUGGUGCUGCUCAGCUUUCACGCGAGAAGCUGGAAUUCAAGCAUAGACUUCUAAUAGCUCUAGGGGCAGCUAAAGGUUUGGCCCAUCUUCAUUCUUUAACACCUCGAUUAAUACACAAGGAUUUCAAGACUGCCAACGUGCUGGUGGAUGAGAACUUCAUUCCUAAGGUUGCAGAUGCCGGAUUACGCAACUUCCUCGGAAGAGCCGAUAUUGCAGGGCCAUCUUCUGACGUGACAGCAGAUGAUAUAUUUCUUUCCCCAGAGGUGAAAGAGUUCAGAAGAUUUUCUGACAAGAGCGACGUAUACAGUUUUGGCGUAUUUCUUUUGGAAUUAUUGAGUGGCCGAGAAGCCACCGAGACACCAUCUCCAGAGUCUAGUCAGAGCUUGGUUGAAUGGUUGCAAAACAAUCAAGAUUAUAGCAUGUUCUCCAGCAUCAUCGACCCAAAACUGGCAAGCAGCUUCACCAUUGAAGGGAUGGAAGAGUUCAUACAGCUAAUAGUCCGAUGCGUGGAUGUUUCAAGCGAACGGCGACCGGCAAUGAGCUAUGUGAUGAUGGAGCUGGACAGGAUACUUGAGAAGGAAAGGAGCUUGACAACAGUUAUGGGGGAAGGAGUGCCCACUGUGAUCCUGGGAAGUCAGCUGUUCAGAACAAGAUAAAAGGGAAAAAGGAAAAGAAACUGAAAAUAAUUACCUCCAUAUUUGAGUGUGAAUUUUGUGCAGUACUUCUUUUUUUCUUUCACUUCAUUUUUACAUAUAUUCCUUCUUUCCAAAAAGCCUUAAAGAACAAGUGAUCAGCUGGCUGUCAAGUGUAUAAAGAACAGCUGCAUUAAUCUCUUGAUUCUUUUUUUUCCCCUAUGUGGAAGCAUGAAAGGAAAAAAAAACAAAAAACUGUUCUUGUAUUCAAUCUGUUUGUGGAUAUAAUUAUAUCAGAGCAAAGUUAUUAUUCUCAACUAAUUUGAUUGAAUCAA
This is a messenger RNA of Rhodamnia argentea, 2644 nucleotides long. Its product is annotated as serine/threonine-protein kinase CDG1. Lineage: Eukaryota; Viridiplantae; Streptophyta; Magnoliopsida; Myrtales; Myrtaceae. Bases 1197 to 2333 code for a protein of 378 amino acids. The record is from RefSeq and is a predicted model, not a curated record. Gene Ontology annotation, biological process: protein phosphorylation. Gene Ontology annotation, molecular function: protein kinase activity; ATP binding. The transcript is spliced from 8 exons.